AGCUGCCAGGUACUUGCAAGGAUACCUCAACUCAAGCAUCUCUUCACCGCUCCUCAGGAGUCUACGGCAACGUCAGAGCCGAGAUGGGGCGGAAAGAGAUCAAGUGCAGCUGGAAGAAAAGCACAAAUAACAUCAAGGAUGUAUUUGAAUUCCUGGGGAAGAUGGGAUCGGGAACAUUUUCAGAUGUGUUCAUGGUGAGAGAAAGAAAGACCGGCGAACUGUACGCCCUGAAAUGUCUGAAGAAGAAACACCUUACCCAUAGCAAUCUGGAAAACGAAAUCAAUGUCCUGAGAAGGAUAAAACACGAGAACGUGGUUGGGCUGGAGGAUUUCUACGAGAGCCGGACGCACUAUUACCUGGUCAUGCAACUGGUUUCAGGAGGGGAGCUGUUUGAUCGCAUUUUAGACAAGGGGGUUUACACUGAGAAGGACGCCAGCACGGUGAUCAGACAGGUGCUGGAGGCCGUCAGCUACCUGCACGAGAACAGCAUCGUGCACAGAGACCUAAAGCCUGAGAACCUGCUGUACUACAACACGGACGAGAAUGCAAAGAUCAUGGUCAGUGACUUUGGGCUGUCUAAAACGUUGGAGCACGGCGUGAUGUCGACAGCCUGCGGCACACCCGGAUAUGUCGCCCCUGAGGUUUUGGCCCAGAAACCCUACAGCAAAGCAGUCGACUGCUGGUCAAUUGGAGUGAUCACAUACAUCUUGCUUUGUGGCUACCCUCCAUUCUUUGAAGACAACGAGACUCGUCUGUUUUCAAAGAUCAUGAGAGCCGAGUACGCCUUUCAUUCACCCUUCUGGGACGACAUCUCUGAGUCAGCCAAAGACUUUAUCAGGAACAUGAUGGAGAAAAACCCAAAUAAACGCUUCCUGUCAGAACAGGCCCUCAGACACCCCUGGAUUGCUGAUAACGUAGCUAAGGACAUCGACAUUUAUCAGUCAGUCUGUCAACAGCUGGAAAACUUUGCCAAAUCAAAGUGGAAG
Messenger RNA from Labrus bergylta (ballan wrasse), 986 nucleotides. Lineage: Eukaryota; Metazoa; Chordata; Actinopteri; Labriformes; Labridae. The record is from RefSeq and is a predicted model, not a curated record.